AUGGAAAGCAUCCCUCCAAUGUUCCUUUCUCAGAUGUCUCUUUAUAAAACGUCUGAUAAUAUCCCUUCAAGAGCUUAUACCAGUCAUACAGAAACCAGAAAUAAAAGAAUCAAGCCUUUUAGUGCCGAGCAGAGAAACCGAAAAAUCUCUCAAGAAUUAAAAAGAGCGACCCAAGAUCGAUUAUUAAAAGAAAUCGCUCGGCCGAAAAUUCUAAUAGAAAAUAUCACAAUAGACAAGCCGAAGCAUCCUUCUUUUUAUAUAGAAAAAGCAAGGAAAGAUUUUGAAACAAAAUCUGUCAAUCAUUCAAAAGUGCCAUCUAUUUCGACUGACAGGUCAAAAAUUUUUGGUCCUCCUCUGUCCAGAGAGAUCGCAAAAACCCAUACCCAUUGCAAUUCGUUUUCUGAAUCAAAUUUGGUAAAUUGUCAAGCAAUUCUGUUUGAAUCGCAGUAUCGACCAAAAACAUCUAAAGCUGCACAGAAUACCCAAAAUAGCUGCUACCCAAACUGACUCGUAGCGAGAAAUGACUUCCAGAGCGCUUAUAGGAAAAUGAGUGAUUAUAAAAACUCUGAUUUGGAACAUAUUGUUUCACUUCAUCCAAGCCAAAGGGCUGAUGAUGAAAAAGCUGCAUUGCAGGCAUGGAUAAGCUCAACUAAAUUUUUCGGGAAAUUGCCAAAAUCUGUGGUAUAUGAAACUUGUGAUAAAUUAUUUAAAGAAAAUUAUCAAGAAGGGGAAUGAAUUUUUCAUAAAGGAGACGAAGCUGAUUCCAUGUUUAUCAUUUUUUCUGGAAAAGUAGGGAUUUAUUUGGAAGAUGGAAGCAAUAUUGGCAUAAAAAGCACAAAAGAUGCAAUAGGCGAAACUGCGCUAGAUACAGAGAUGCCAAGGUCAGCUGGUGUUAAAGCAGAAGAGCCAACAGUAAUUUUCAAAUUAAAGAAAACUGAUUAUGACAGCGUGAUUCUUGGGAUUAAAAAACUAGAAAAACAUGAUAAUACAAAAUUUUUAUUAAGCAUCAGAUAUUUUGAAAAUUGGAGCUUUUUAAAAGCUCAAAGGCUAAGUAAUUUUUUGAUAUUGAAGCAUUAUGAGACUGAUGAAUUGCUUUAUGAUAGAGGAGACCCAAGCAAUAUUCUCUAUAUCAUAAAAGAGGGAAAAGUAGAAAUUCAAGCUUUUAUAGAUGUUGAGCAGAAAAAUUGCUGGCCAACAGGGUCUCAAAAGUGGAAAAUAAGGCAGAUAAAAAGAAAAUAUAUAGUGACUCUGAACACACUUACUUAUGGGCAGUUCUUUGGAGAAGCUGAACUAAUUGAAGAUUAUCCAAGGCAAACUCGCGCAAUAGCAAAAGAACCUACUUCAUGUUUAUAUUGCUAUAAGUUAAUUACCUUGAAUUCCAAUUAAAUUAUUACCAUAUUCGUAACAAAAAUAACCCAUUUCUUCAUUUAAGUUAAAUUUACUUGAAUAAACCCAGUAUAAUUAUCAACCGAACCGAAUUUUUCGAGGUUUUUUCUCUAAAAGACAUCGAGCAUUUUACAGAAAUGGGAGGAAUUUAUAUUCCCUCUAAUGAAAAAUUACAGGAAAAAAUCCUGAAAGAAAUAAACGACAGGCACCAAAAUGUAUAUAUUAUUUAGGAAAAAGCUCUAUUAGAUGCUUUAAAAAUUGAUUAUUCUUCCGUAAAAGGAAGAGACACUUCUGAAAAAUCAAGAAGGCUUAAAGGGUGGCUUGACAAUUAUAAAAGCAGAAAAACAAAUGAGAUGAAAAUGUUUAAACAGAAAGUUGUAAAAGAAGUCAAGAAAAAUAUUGAGAUUGGGUCAUAUUCUGUAUUAGAUGGACAGCCAAAAGAAAAAGACAAAAAACCUGUGGAAUUUAGUAUUUAA
Blepharisma stoltei is the source of this 1862-nucleotide messenger RNA. The record is from the annotation of a GenBank genome assembly. NCBI's taxonomy places the organism in Eukaryota, Ciliophora, Heterotrichea, Heterotrichida, Blepharismidae.